AUGCGUCAACAGCUCAGCCCAUUGAAUGACGGAAUGGAUACGUGCGUUUCCUUGUUUGCACAUACAUACAUAUACAUGGAGAUCCGCGAGGUUGGUGGUGGAGGAAUGGCUGGGUUGACAGUUGUUGCACGUCUGGGUCUUGGGUUGGAACUGGUUGGCUACCGUACCACGGCGUUAGAGAUGUUCCGCUCACCCGCCCUUUCCGCCACGCAAUCAUUGCCUGCACUUGCACCGCACCGCCCAACCCACGUGACAUACUACCACCACAUCCACGCGCUAUCCGGCAUGCAUUUUUGUAACCGGCAUCCCCAUACUUCUCUGACCAUUCAGCCAUGUCAAGCCUUGCCCAGCGCCCUGCUGAGACUGGCAUGUUGUCAUCUGCUACAACAAAUGGCAGAUGUCAUUGGUUUCGGCCUUGUCUUUUAUUAG
This is a messenger RNA of Bipolaris oryzae ATCC 44560, 429 nucleotides long. RefSeq lists its product as uncharacterized. NCBI's taxonomy places the organism in Eukaryota, Fungi, Ascomycota, Dothideomycetes, Pleosporales, Pleosporaceae. The record is from RefSeq and is a predicted model, not a curated record. Bases 1 to 429 code for a protein of 142 amino acids. The transcript has a single exon.